This is a messenger RNA of Cydia pomonella (codling moth), 2211 nucleotides long. RefSeq lists its product as uncharacterized. Bases 1 to 2211 code for a protein of 736 amino acids. The transcript is spliced from 5 exons. Gene Ontology annotation, molecular function: nucleic acid binding. The record is from RefSeq and is a predicted model, not a curated record. Lineage: Eukaryota; Metazoa; Arthropoda; Insecta; Lepidoptera; Tortricidae.
AUGGAAAUAUUACGAAAAGAAAGAGGUAUAGCCAGGAGGCUUUUUACAACCGCGAAAAACGAAUUUGAAGCUAAUUUAGAGUCAACAAAUAUCGACGAAAUCACCGCGGCCUUCAACAAACUCCAGCUUCGAGCCGAUUCCCUGUUCAACGUUGACCUACGUAUAAAAGAACAGUGGCUAAAAACGGACGAGAUGACUGAAGAUGAAAUUUAUGUAGAUUGCAUGACCAGCGAUAAGUAUCUAAGCGACUGGGAGCGUAUAAAAGUCAUGUACGAAAGCGUUUCUCGGAAGAACGAACGCAUGAAGAGGUCUUGCAAGUCUAGCGGCAGCGAUGUGUCGAAUAACACACAAAAAUCUCAUCAAUGUUGUGAGAAGUCGGCACGCAGUAGUGCUUGUCAUUCAAGACGAUUCCGUCUACCGAAAUUUGAGUUACGGAAGUUUCACGGCAAUACGAAAAAUUGGAUUGGUUUUUGGUGUCAAUUUCAGAAAAUCGACGACGACGAGACAAUAGACGAUGGAGAUAAGUUUCAGUACCUUUACCAGUGCACUGUUCCAGAUACUCCAGCGCGAGAGAUCGUCGAGAGUUUUCCGCCGUCGGGAGAUAACUACAAGAAGGCUGUGGAGCAAUUGAAGUCCAGGUUUGCACGUGACGAAAUGUUGAUCGACAUUUAUGUGCGUGAACUGCUUAAUCUUGUACUAGCACAAGCAAAAGUUGAGUCCGCCUUGCCCGAAUCUGUUUUACGAGCAUGGCAGAGAUCCCAUGUACUGGAGGAGAAGGGCGACGAUCAUCUGAACCAGCUUAUGCAGUUCCUGAAACGCGAAGUGGAGUCGGAAGAGCGGAUCCAGCUCGCGCGCACCGGGAUAGCAUCGGGUGACAGUUUGCAUAGCGUUUCUACUCAACCCACCGCGGCAUGCUUGGUGUCAACGGAAGACGCAGGUAAGAAGAUUUGUUGCGUUUGGUGUGAAAAGGCAUCGCAUAGCAGUUUCGAGUGCUACAAAGCUAACAAAAUGUCGUAUGAAGCUAGGAAGGAAAUGCUAAAUAAAAAAGGAGCGUGCCUUAUAUGUUUAAAAACCGGACAUAAUGCGAAAAGAUGCAAAAAUUUCACAAAAUGCCUUUUCUGCUCCAAACGUCAUUCUGUAUUGAUGUGCCCUGACAUUAAAACGUCAAGUCAAAAUGAAACUGAAAAAACUUCGAAUGUUGAAACGUCAAAUUUAAAUAAUAACGUAACUCAAUAUAAGGCUAGUACUACACUGUUGCAAACGUUCAUGGCGAAUAUUAUGAGCGAUAAGAAAUGUAUACGGGUACGAUGCUUUAUUGAUUCGGGUGCACAGAAGACUUAUUUACGUCGCGAUAUAAUAGAAAAUUUAGACUUGAAACCUGUCGGCAAAGAAAUCGUGUCAAAUUGUCUUUUUGGCGGGAUUGAAACUAAGAAGGAACUAUUUCAUACCUACGAGUUCACGCUAGCAAGCUUGGAUAAGAAAUUUGAAUGUACAAUGACCGCGCGAGACAAGUCUACGCUCUGCGGGUAUGUUCCUCGUUUAAAUGUAGACCAUGAGAUGUUUAAAGAGUUACAGAAACAUAAUAUUACGCUGAGCGACGUCGGCGAUGCGGCAGUGGGCAACCCGCGGGGGGAUGCGGCAGCACCUGACAUCGGGCUGUUGAUCGGCGCAGACCAUGCAGGCGUGUUGCUCACGGAGAGUUUCUUAAAACUGAACAAUAACCUCGUGGCAAUAAAAACUAAAUUUGGAUGGACGCUUCAAGGACCUGUUAUGAACACAUGCAGUGUCUUAAUGAACGUAGUAUUAGAAAAUGAAUAUAAGUUGAAAGAAAGUAAGAAAGUAGUGCUCGCUAACAACACUGCAGAUUAUACCUUACGAAGAUUUAUCCCGAGACGUGGAAGAGUUGACACAAAAUACACGGAUAAUUCUAACUUCCACGAAGCUGAUAAUCUUCUGAUGACUCUGAACGUGAGGAACAUUAAGAGGAAGUUUAGUUCUCCUGCAGCGCCAUGGCGGGAAGAUUGGUGGGAGCGUCUCAUACGCUCUUUGAAGGACCUCAUGAAACGAAACUUACCUUACCAGUUCCACAGUGAUCAACAGGCUCAUGCCUCUGGUAUGUUUGCGGAGGCACAGAUUGACAGCUUUGCGGCGAUGAUGCGCAAGAGGUGCGCCUCACUGAUGCGUCGCCUGCGCGCCCCCAACAGCAUCUGA